AUGGGGUCCCGAGCCCAGAAGAUCAUGACUCAGCCCAUCAGCCUCAUUUUCCGCUUCUUGCAAAAUCGCACUCGAGUGGAGAUAUGGCUAUAUGAUAACCCUCAAACUCGUAUCCAAGGUUGCAUUAUAGGUUUCGAUGAGUACAUGAAUCUUGUUCUCGACGAAGCUGUUGAGGUAGUGGAAAAGAACAGUUCCUCCACAAAGCUCGGCCGAAUCCUACUCAAGGGGGAUACCAUCACUAUGCUCACCGCUGCGCCACGAUGA
Messenger RNA from Chondrus crispus (carragheen), 264 nucleotides. RefSeq names its product Sm-like protein, SmE. Gene Ontology annotation, molecular function: RNA binding. The transcript has a single exon. Bases 1 to 264 code for a protein of 87 amino acids. Gene Ontology annotation, cellular component: U4 snRNP; U4/U6 x U5 tri-snRNP complex; U1 snRNP. Lineage: Eukaryota; Rhodophyta; Florideophyceae; Gigartinales; Gigartinaceae. The record is from RefSeq and is a predicted model, not a curated record. Gene Ontology annotation, biological process: mRNA splicing, via spliceosome; spliceosomal snRNP assembly.